Molecule: messenger RNA, 1801 nt
Organism: Vigna radiata var. radiata (mung bean)
Lineage: Eukaryota; Viridiplantae; Streptophyta; Magnoliopsida; Fabales; Fabaceae
Product: probable aminotransferase ACS12
Exons: 4
Coding region: 134-1708 (524 amino acids)
Biological process (GO): amino acid metabolic process; biosynthetic process
Molecular function (GO): aromatic-amino-acid:2-oxoglutarate transaminase activity; pyridoxal phosphate binding; L-aspartate:2-oxoglutarate transaminase activity
Source: RefSeq, a predicted model, not a curated record
AGAAGGAAACAAAAGAAAGGAGAGAAUCACAGAGACAGAGGUUCUUCCCUCUUCAUUCUUUCAUUUUGCUUCUCCUAACACCACACAAACCAAACCCCUCUCCACACUCCACCCUCACUCCCUCUCCGGGUCAAUGACCCACGCCCGAAAGCCCACCAAGCCCAACCCCCACCCCCGCCAGGCCCAUAACCCUUCAUUCUCCACCACCGGCAUGAAACUCAUCGUCCCUCUCCAGGGCGUCGUCCAGGGCCGCGGAGGGCUUCUCCUCGGAACCCUCGUCCCCUGCGCUCUCUUCUACUUCCUCCAGCUCUACCUCAAACGACGCCGUUCCAACUUCUCCCCUCCCUCCCCCUCCUCCGAGCCCACCCUCCCCCGAACCUCCUCCCGCUCCAAUUUGUCCACACGUGGCUCCAUUUCCCGGGUUCGCCUCUCCAAGCUCGCCACGCAGAUUUCCAGGCCCGACGACUCCCUCUACUACGUCGGCUUGGAGAGGGCUUCACGAGAUCCCUACCACGCCGUUAACAAUCCACAUGGGAUUAUUCAGCUGGGCUUGUCGGACAACAAGCUGUGCUUCGAUUUGAUAGGGGAAUGGGUGGCGCGGAACUUGGAGGGGACGAUGAGUGGCGGUGUUGAUUUGGGUAUUAACGGGAUUGCGCCGUAUCAGACGUUUGAUGGGGUGAUGGAAUUGAAAAUGGCCUUGUCAGAUUUUAUGCAUCAGGUGAUGGGGGAAUCAGUGAAAUUUGACCCAUAUAAUAUGGUUCUAACAGCUGGGGCAACUCCUGCAAUUGAGAUAUUAUCCUACUGUUUGGCAGACCAUGGGAAUGCAUUCCUUGUCCCUACACCAUAUUAUCCGGGAUUUGACAGGGAUGUAAGAUGGCGUCCAGGGGUAGACCUGAUACCUGUUCACUGUCGCAGUACUGACAAUUUCAAUCUAAAUAUCACUGCUCUUGAUCAAGCAUUUAGUCAAGCAAGAAAACGAGGAGUCAAAAUUCGUGGAAUUCUAAUUUCCAACCCUUCAAAUCCCGUUGGCAAUAUUUUGACACAAGACAUGCUCUACAGUCUUCUGGACUUUGCUGAAGACAAAAACAUUCAUAUCAUUGUUGAUGAAGUAUAUGCAGGCUCCACAUACGGAAGUGAGAAGUUUGUGAGUCUAGCUGAAGUUCUUGAUUCAGAUAUAGACAAAAGUCGGUUUCACAUCGUAUAUUCCCUGUCAAAAGACCUAUCUCUUGCCGGAUUUAGAGUUGGGGUUAUAUGUUCAUUCAACGACAGUGUUUUGGCUGCUGCCAAGAAGUUGACUAGAUUUUCCUCUAUAUCUGCUCCGACCCAGAGGUUAGUUACUUCAAUGCUUUCAGAUAAAAGAUUUAUUCGGGAGUAUUUAGAAACCAACCGGAAAAGAAUACGACAAGUGCGUGAUGAAUUUGUGGAUUGUUUAAGUAAACUAGGAAUCAAUUGUGCCAAGAGCAGUGCUGGUAUGUUCUGUUGGGCUGAUAUGAGUGGAUUGAUACGACCAUAUAGUGAAAAAGGGGAAAUUGAGUUGUGGGAGAAGUUUUUAAGUAUUGCUAAGAUCAGUAUAACUCCUGGAUCAGCCUGCCAUUGCAUAGAACCAGGAUGGUUUCGAAUUUGUUUUACUACCAUAACAUUAGAGGAGGUCCCUCUGGUUAUUGAACGAAUUAGGAGAGUUGUUGAAAGUUGUAAUUCUUCUAGUUGAAGUUUCAUUAUUUUCAUUGCCGUAUACGGUUAGUGCUGAUGUUGCAGUUUAAAUUUUUUGGAAAGGAAUAUACAUCUCUAGUUAUCAAGUUCA